Dromaius novaehollandiae (emu) is the source of this 1974-nucleotide messenger RNA. It is a transcript of the gene ZFYVE19, whose product is annotated as zinc finger FYVE-type containing 19. Gene Ontology annotation, molecular function: metal ion binding; phosphatidylinositol-3-phosphate binding. The transcript is spliced from 11 exons. Lineage: Eukaryota; Metazoa; Chordata; Aves; Casuariiformes; Dromaiidae. Gene Ontology annotation, biological process: abscission; mitotic cytokinesis checkpoint signaling. The coding region runs from base 247 to 1512 and encodes 421 amino acids. Gene Ontology annotation, cellular component: cleavage furrow; centrosome; midbody. The record is from RefSeq and is a predicted model, not a curated record.
AAGGACUACAGCUCCCGUCGGGCCGCGCGGGUGCGGCCGUGGGCGUGCUGCCGUACGGUGGCACCGCCGGUUUGGGAGAAGCGGGGGAGCGAUGUUUCGGUCUCGUAGUUGUCGAUGGUGACGGCCCAUUGUGGCGAUGUGUGUCUGUGAAAGUUCAACAGGGACCGCAGAGGGGGAAAACAAUCUGUGGAGCUCGGUAUAGCGGGGGCGCAGGGCGGCGCCGGGCGGCGGGUGCCCCGCAGCGCCAUGGAUAACAGGUGCUAUGGCUGCGCGUCCAAAUUCACGGUCUUCAAGAAAGAGUGCGGGUGUAAGAACUGCGGACGGGCAUUCUGCUCUGGCUGCCUUAGCUUCAGUGCUGUUGUUCCCCGCUGUGGAAACAGUCAGCAGAAGGUGUGCAAGCAAUGUCAUGGAAAGCUAACUGGAGAGGGAUCUCAAAGCAGUUCAGCAAAAUGGUCACCACCGGAGAACUACAAAAAGCGUGUAGCAGCUUUGGAGGCUAAGCAAAGCCAGCCGAAAGGGCAGCAGAAGGCAGCUGCGAAACCAGUGCAAGCAGGCUCCAGAUACCAGGGACUCUCGAAAGAGGAUGGAGCUAUUGCAGAGAGACUGGCGAGGCUCAGGGAGGAAAGGAAACCCAAGUCCAUCCCUUCUCAGGCUGAGAUUGAAGCUAGGCUGGCUGCACUAAAGGAAGACUGCCGGGGACCUGUUCCAUCCACGCAGGAAAUGGAGGACCGUUUGGCUGUCCUGCAAGGGAGAGGCCCUCCUUCCCAGGCUCCCAGACCAGUGCACCACCCCCCUGAUACCAGAAGCCUCGCCCAGCAGACAGAUGACCUGUUAACUCAGCUGGCUGAAGAAGUUGACAUUGAUGAGCGUUACAGUCCAGGAGUCCAGCCUCAAGCUGCUAGUGGCCAAACCUUGAAUGACCUCAAUCGAGAAAGCGAAGGUGAGAUUUGCCCUGCAAAUCUGGACCCAAAACAGCUAGAGGAAGAGAAGAAUAAACUUCUGGCAGAGGCUGCUUCCGAGCUGCGGGAAGAGAAUACUAGGCAGGAGAAGAUCCUACAAGUUGCCAAGAGAUUGGCAGCACUCAGAGGCCAGGACCCAGAGAAAGUUACUUUGGAAAAUUAUAAGCUCCCUGACAGCGAUGACGAAAUGGAUGAGGAGGAAGCCAUUCAGAGAGUGCUAAAACAGCUCACAGAGGAAGCAGCCCUGGAUGAAGCAAGUGGCUUUAAUAUUCCUCCAGAUCAGAACAGCCAACCAGGACCCUUGCAACAGAACCUACCUAAGAAAGCAAAGCAAAAGAGCCAGACUUCAGCCACCAUGGCUCUUGCCAACUCAGAUGAUAGUGAUGAGAAGGAGUUACCCUGGUGCUGUAUCUGCAAUGAAGAUGCCACUUUGCGCUGCCAUGGCUGUGAUGGGGACCUCUACUGCCAGCGCUGCUUUCGAGAAGGCCAUGAUGAGUUUGACCUGAAGGACCACCACACCUCCCGCUAUCGUCUUCCUUGCAAGCAGAAGUGAUCACACUCCUCAUGGGCAGGAAAGGAGGUGGAGAACUGGAGAAGAGAGGGAGUUGGCCAAAUGGGAAGAGUCAAAGUGGAUUUGCAGCCAAAACGAGUGAUGUCUUGGACAGUUGAAGGACAUGCUGUAAUCUGAGAGAGGCUUGGAGUGUGUGUAACUUUUUGUCCUCAGGAAAACAGCUAGAGGAGUGCUGGGUUUGCAGUGCAUGCAUGGGAUAGAUAAGGACUUGAUGCGAGGAGAUGGAUAUGAAUCUUCAAAUACAGAUAAUAAGGCAAUGUGGGUAGUAGUAAAGAUGUGUGUUUAAGGUGGUACUGGCUGACUGGUAAAUAACUCCCUGCUUUUGCUAACAGCUCACACAUUGGUUCAACAGGCAGCAAAGCACUUUGCACUAAGAAAACUGUCUACAUCUUGACCAUGUGUCUAAUGAGAAUUUCCAAAGCAUAAUAAAAUGUAUUUACAGAG